Silurus meridionalis is the source of this 1586-nucleotide messenger RNA. It is a transcript of the gene zmat5, whose product is annotated as zinc finger, matrin-type 5. The transcript has 5 exons. Gene Ontology annotation, cellular component: U12-type spliceosomal complex. The coding region runs from base 345 to 860 and encodes 171 amino acids. Gene Ontology annotation, molecular function: zinc ion binding. Lineage: Eukaryota; Metazoa; Chordata; Actinopteri; Siluriformes; Siluridae. The record is from RefSeq and is a predicted model, not a curated record.
UCUCGGAUUGGCUGGCGGACGUCGGAUUUCCGUGUUCGUCAUUUGUUUGCGUCGAGUUAAUGAACUGUGGUGAGAUUUGUUAAAUUUUUCCCUCGAAUUAAAUAUUUGAUCUUUAUAUUACCCAGCGAAUGUGUCUGGUAAGAAGCGCUACAAACUUGUGACUUUGCGGAACUAGAAGAAACUCGGAUGUGAGAAGUCAAUUAGAGUAGGAAUUUCAAGUUGGGGGUGCGUUUUCUUUAUCGCUGUAGGAGAAGUACAGUAGGGAUAGGGCUCCGUUUAAAGUCGUGGUCAUGUUAGAUACCUGUUAACAUAUCUUUCUGAAACAUUACACGUGUUGAAGAGGAAUGGGAAAGCGCUAUCACUGUGAUUACUGUGAUCGCAGCUUUCAGGACACAUUACACAACAGAAAGAAACAUCUGAACGGCGUUCAGCACCACAGAGCCAAAAAAGCCUGGUUUGAUCAUUUCCGAGAUGCGGCUGCGAUUCUUCAGGACGAGAGAGCAAAACAGCCAUGCAGGAAGUUUCUACAGACAGGUCAGUGUGUAUUCGGCCCUAGCUGCCGGUACUCACACAUGUCUGAACAGGAUAUGAAAAAUUUGGAGCAACAUAUUCACAAAGAAAGACAGCAGGGGGAGGAUGUGGACCGAGAGGAAUCCACCACUUCACUAGAGGAAUGGCUGUCCAGGAGAGAGAAGAGGGCAGCUCAGUCAUCAGGAACUGUUUUAAAAGUGGAGGAGAAAACGGUUAAUAAAGGUGUUGAAGUUCCAGCAUUUCUGCUUUCCAUCCCAGAUCUCCCUCUAUCCCUUCUGCCCCUGCAUCCUGGAGGAUGGAGAGACGAAGUCUAUACUGACUGGGGCUGAAAUCAAAUGAAUGUGUGUGUCCAAUACAAAUGUAAUACAUUAUAUGACCAAAUGUUUGUGGCCCCCUGACCAUCACACCCCAAUCCAUUAUUACAGACUUGCCCCCCUUUAGGUGCUGUAACAGUCUCCACUCUUUGGGGAGGUUUUACAGUAUGGCUCAUUCAGUCAAGACAGCAUUACUGAGGGAAUGAUUGAGCUUCUGGCUCUAGUGUCCAGUAAAGUCAGGGCUCUUUGCAAGCAAUUAUCAUAUAUGGUUGUCAUGGUGAGGUGUCCAUAUAUGUUUGGUCAUACAUCAUGUGUGGGUUUUUUGUAUUUUUUUUUUUUUACUAUUUUGUAAUAAAUAUUGUUUCAGAUUUUAGACUGCAGGGUUGUUUUUGGAAUGUUAUAGUUCUAUAAUUUAUAGUAGUUCUAAAUAUUAGCUCUGUGGGUAAAUAUGAAAGAACAGAAAAGAGAGAAUUUAUUAAGAAUAUGUUGAUACAUAGGACUGGGGUGUCAGUAAAAGUCUAGUAGCAGUCUACCUGCUUUUAAAGUCGAAGUGCCUUUUCCUGUUGUGUGCUGUGCAUUUAUUUCACCACACAUAAACUGUCCUGCUCUACAGCCGCUACAGCUUAAUUGACCAUUGUUUCAAGUGCAUUUCAAAGGACAUUACCAUGCUUUGGCAAUUGAUUUUUUUUCAAUGUCUUGUGUAGCCGAUGCCUCUGAUUAAAAGUCCAGUGUUUCAAUUUA